Messenger RNA from Linum trigynum, 210 nucleotides. Lineage: Eukaryota; Viridiplantae; Streptophyta; Magnoliopsida; Malpighiales; Linaceae. The record is from the annotation of a GenBank genome assembly.
AUGCUGGUGGUGAAGAGAAGAGGACGACGGAGAUGCUGGGGGUGGCAUAGCUCUCUCUGUCGGCGACUGCUGCUAGUGCCUGAUGGUGAAGAGGAGGAAGUCGGAGAUGCCUGGGGCUGGGGAGGCGAGAUCGAUUUUGGCUUCAGGGACUCAUGCUGGCUGGUGGUGGUGAAGAGAAGAGGAAGACGGAGACGCGAGCAAGAUGCCUAG